Pyricularia grisea is the source of this 465-nucleotide messenger RNA. RefSeq lists its product as uncharacterized. The record is from RefSeq and is a predicted model, not a curated record. Bases 1 to 465 code for a protein of 154 amino acids. NCBI's taxonomy places the organism in Eukaryota, Fungi, Ascomycota, Sordariomycetes, Magnaporthales, Pyriculariaceae. The transcript is spliced from 4 exons.
AUGCGCCCCUCAACACUCAGUCUGUUUGCGGCGUCGCUGCUAGGAUCGGCGCUGGCUAAACCGGAGCAGAUCCGGGGAGUGCGAGACCCGAUCUACCAUCUUUACCUGCAGGCCCAUCCGACCAAUGAAACACUUGCCGUCCUAGGACCAGAGGCUACGAGCGAGCGUUUCGACAUCUCGAGCACCAUCAAGUCGGUCAACACGACCAUGUACCUCAACGUAGGAACCGAGAGCACCUCUUACAAGUCGCUGACGUUUGGGACCACGGCUUCGACCGACUCUUGGGGGCUGGAGGGCGAUACUAUCAUGACCAAACCUGGUAGUGCAUUGGGGAGAAACUUGAACUUUGUGGUGUGUCGACUCGAAGGUAGCUUCUGGCAGCUUUGGCUGCAGACUGGGAGCGACAUGCCAAGGGGUAACAGUUGCAGCAACUACCAGACCAUUCACUUGCCAUGCCUUUGUUGA